AUCCACGAUCACAUUGUUCGGCGAAGGCUGUUCCUGCAUUUGGCUGUCGCUCCCCGACUGUUUGCGCCACACUCACUUUCUGCUCGUCCUCUGGAGAAAUGGCAACAUCAGUGAAACUGAACACCGGUGCUCAAAUGCCCAUAGUCGGACUGGGGACAUGGAAGUCUCCUACAGGUAAGGUCACUGAGGCGGUGAAAGCAGCCAUCUCAGCGGGUUACAGGCACAUCGAUGGGGCGUUUGUCUACCAGAACGAGGCAGAGGUGGGUGCGGGUGUCCAGGCCAUGAUCAAGGAUGGAGUGGUCAAGAGAGAGGAUCUGUUCAUUGUCAGUAAGCUGUGGUGCACUUUCCAUGAGAAGCCCCUGGUGAGGCAGGCCUGUGAGAAGACUCUGAGUGAUCUCAAACUGGACUACCUAGACCUCUACCUGGUGCACUGGCCCAUGGGUUUCAAGGCUGGCAGUGAACUUUUUCCCUUGGACAGUGCAGGAGAGACACUGAGUGAUAAUACUGACUUCUUGGAUACAUGGGAGGCAAUGGAAGAACUGGUGGAUGCCGGUUUGGUCAAAGCUAUUGGUAUCUCCAACUUCAACAAGGAUCAAAUUGAAGCCAUUCUCAACAAGCCAGGCCUCAAGUACAAACCUGCCAACAACCAGGUGGAGUGCCACCCAUACCUGACUCAGGAGAAACUGAUCAACUACUGUCACUCCAAAGGCAUCUCAGUGACGGCUUACAGCCCCCUGGGGUCCCCUGACAGACCAUGGGCCAAGCCAGACGAGCCGUCCCUCCUGGAUGAUCCCAACAUUAAAGCCAUCGCUGAAAAGCACAACAAGACAUCCGCUCAGAUCCUGAUCCGCUUCCACGUUCAGAGAAAUGUGAUUGUGAUCCCCAAGUCCAUCACCCCGCAGCGCAUUCAGGAGAACUUCCAGGUGUUUGACUUUGAAUUAACCGAGGAGGAGAUGAAGACUAUCUUAGGAUUCAAUAGGAACUGGAGAGCCUGUCCAAUGCAAUGGGGCCUAAAGCACAAAGACUACCCAUUCAACACUGAAUUCUAAAAUGAAAACAACUGAGUUUCCACAGAUUUACAGUGGGUGCUGGAGUUUGCUUCUCUCUCCACCUUCUAGGUUGCUAACUUUCUACUUCCCGACACCUGUUGAGAUUGUCAGUGCAGCUUUGUGUCUAACUUUCCUUUUCAUUUUACACUCCAAAGACUUAUUUAGUCCCUCUUUUGAGAUUUUCAAAAUUAAGCAGUUCAAAUUCCUGUCAUUAUUUCGUUUGCGACUUUUGUACUGCUACAAGCACUUUUGUUUAAUCUCCAGUUUAAGUUACUGAUGAACCUAAAUAGGUUCCAUACAUACAUACUUACAAAUUAUUUUGUAAGUGAAAAAAUGUUCUGUGGUAGCAUUGCCAAUAGCAAAAGCUAUUUUUUUGUUUUGCAGAAACAUGUAAAAGAGGGAAAACCACUGCAAGUGAAAUUAUUUUUAUUAUAUUAUAAGUCAAAACAUAUUUUUUUAGCGCAAAUGUGAUACGUCCCACGAUGCACUCCUCAUUCAACUUGUUUCCUCACGAUGUCCAUUCAUGGAUUUUGAAGUUUAUUUGGUUGACUUGGGUAGAUGAUUAGUGCCUUUAAGACACUUGAUGGCACAAUGCCAGGCUGUAUUACUUCUGUGAAACAUAAAACAUGAUGUGUCGACUCCCUUCAAUGAAAUUGUGACACUGACGCAGUUACUGUUUAAUAAAAUAUACUCGAGUCACAGUCACAAAACAAAUAUAGGCUUUAAGUGCGGACUCUCCAGAUUGGAUGAAAGGUGCUAGAAGUACGAGUAUUGUCCUUGUGUUCAGGUGCUUAUAAUGUAAUUGGAUUAAUAUACCUAAUUAUAAAUACCAUUUUCAUUUUUAAUAGUUUCCAUUAAAUGGCUGCCUGAAAUCUGGCCUUUCUAUUCUUGAGGCUUGUGAAUGGUUUGCACCUUACGAUGAACCCUGUGUAUUUGGAUUAGUGAAGAUCUCUCUUUUUGGUAGGCUUGGAUAAUGAUAUUUAAGUACCUCCUGGAGGGUGUUCUUCACAGCAGGUUUCCAAAUGGCUCCAGUUGAUAAAGAAAUAAGAAACUCAAUCAUCCAGUUACAUUUGGUCCCAUGAAGAAAAGAGUCUGCACUGUUACAGUAUAUAUCAGCCUAGCUGAAUGUGCCACUUUGUAGCCAUGUGUGUUAACCCUGUUGCAGAGCUGUUGCUUUUACUUCCGGCACCAUCUGUUUUCAUAAAGAAUUACAAUAAAGUACUGUGGGAAAAAAAAAAAAA
This is a messenger RNA of Mugil cephalus (flathead mullet), 2290 nucleotides long. Its product is annotated as aldo-keto reductase family 1 member B1-like. The record is from RefSeq and is a predicted model, not a curated record. Gene Ontology annotation, cellular component: cytosol. The transcript has 10 exons. NCBI's taxonomy places the organism in Eukaryota, Metazoa, Chordata, Actinopteri, Mugiliformes, Mugilidae. Bases 99 to 1049 code for a protein of 316 amino acids. Gene Ontology annotation, molecular function: aldose reductase (NADPH) activity.